GGAAAAUGACAGAUGUCAAAAUUCAAAACAUUACAUAUCCAAUAGUAUAAAUUUUAUUUUAUUCUUUACUAAUCUAUCUAAUACGCAAAUCAAUUGAAAGAAUCUGUUACUUUAUAUCUAUUGCAUAGAUUACAGUUUUAAGUAAAAUUACAUAACAGUGUAUCAGUCCCACAAAAAAAUCUACAAUGAGCCAUGAAGAGGAUGAGGACUACAAAGUCUCAUCAGAGAUAUACGAAGAAUUUGAUUACACUUCCACAGCAAAGCCCAUAGUUAAUAAAAAUAACACAGUUUCAAAAUUUGUUUUUACAUUGCCCACAAAAGCCAAAAUUGAUCCAGAUGGUGAUUUGGAAGUAACCAGACGGCACAAUGCAGAACUGAGCAUACAAAUAGAACACAGUAAAAGUACUGUUUUGAAUCUGGUGGGUUUGCAGAUUUGGCGGGGUGCAUUGUUGCUGGCUGAUUGGCUGAUAUUCAAUGCUGAAAACAUUACCAAGGAUUCUUACAUUUUGGAAUUAGGAGCAGGUGUUGGAUUUACAAGUAUUGUUGCUUCUAUGUUUGCACCUGUGUACUGUAGUGAUGUUAAUAGAAGUGAUUUGUUUCAGUUGAUUGAGAGUAACUAUAAUAGAAAUAAGAGUCUAACAAAGUUUCCUUUGAAAGUAGUGGAAUUAGAUUUUCUUGUACAGACUUUGCCAAAUGAUAUAGUAAACAUUUUACCACAAGUUUCACUUAUUAUAGCUGCAGAUGUGGUAUAUGAUGAUAUUAUUACUAAAGCAUUUGUAAAUACUAUAGAACAUUUACUAUCUAAACCACCACAAAGGUCUGUUAUUGUUGCUCUGGAAAAAAGAUAUGUAUUUACUUUAGCUGAAUUUGACUCUGUUGCUCCCUGUUAUGAUUAUUUUAUAGAGUGUUUAGAAAAUGUUAAAAAUAUUAAAGUAGAACAAAUAAAAUGUGAUUUUCCUCAGUAUUUUAAAUAUGAACGUGUGGAACAGCUUGUUUUGUGGAAAGUGACUUCAAAUUUUUAACAUCCUGUUGUUUAUUGAUGUGUAUGUUUAAAAUAAAGGUUGUUAAAGAGA
Molecule: messenger RNA, 1073 nt
Organism: Aethina tumida (small hive beetle)
Lineage: Eukaryota; Metazoa; Arthropoda; Insecta; Coleoptera; Nitidulidae
Product: methyltransferase-like protein 22
Exons: 2
Coding region: 186-1022 (278 amino acids)
Biological process (GO): protein methylation
Cellular component (GO): nucleus
Molecular function (GO): protein methyltransferase activity
Source: RefSeq, a predicted model, not a curated record